This is a messenger RNA of Leopardus geoffroyi (Geoffroy's cat), 1391 nucleotides long. RefSeq lists its product as uncharacterized. NCBI's taxonomy places the organism in Eukaryota, Metazoa, Chordata, Mammalia, Carnivora, Felidae. The coding region runs from base 1 to 720 and encodes 239 amino acids. The record is from RefSeq and is a predicted model, not a curated record. The transcript has 4 exons.
AUGGGGAAGGGGCCUUCGAGGUCCAGACGCGGCGCCCGGAGCCCGCGAUGUGUCGCGAGCCGCAGCAGCUCCGCGGUCCACGUGCGACCGAGCCGCGUUUGUUUAUGGCGGACCCGCCUUCGGGCGGAGCACUCGGCAGCCGCGGCCCUGGGAGGGGGGCGGGAGGGGGGAGGGACCGCGGCGGGGGCGGGGGCGGCGAAUCUCGCCUCCCGACCCCGCCGCGGCCCCGGAGUCACAGGCGCGCCUCCGCGUCGCUGCCUCCAGGGACUCUCCCAGGAGAGGCCCGCGCGCUCCCGGCCUCGAGGAAGUUGCGCGGCCGGCGUGGUAGGCGGGUUUCCCAAGAGGUCUAAAACACUCUUCCCUCCACGGAGGAGAAAGAGGCGACACCCACGGCAAAGAGCAGUCCGGCGUCGGGGUUCGGGACGCGCCAAAGCUGGACUUCAGAUCUGGGCGGCCGCGGGCCCAAGCCGGCGUGGAGACGUCACCGCAUCUGGCCAGGCCGGGAGGCGGUGGCAGGACCCCUCCAGCUGUCCCUACCCUGCACCGAAACCCGGCUUUGGGAGCUGCGGGCCACACCCGGAGACACCGGCGGCCGGAGAGGGCCAAGAGUCAGGCUUCUCCGACGCUACAGGUCUUCUUAAUUCUGCGGAAGGGACUUGGGACUCUUACUCACCGCGCCUGAUGUCUACACCACGGUUUUGGAGAAGCUGUCAACUCUGACAAACGAAGGAGUUGAAGGAAGCCAGGGGAGCUGCACCUGCCAACACCGCUGAAGCCCCAGGGCGGACCCCUCCCUGUCUGUUCUUUAAAGGUGCUUGGACUUUACUUGAUCCUUUGAGGUCCAGCAGUUGGACUAUCUGAGCGUAAGUUCCCGAAAUGGAAAUUUGCACUCACUAUCUUGCACAAAUAUUUUAAUUUUGAAUGGCCUGGACUGAACCAGGGGGCAAGGGUCCUUUGUGCCAUAGCCCUUGCGAAUCCUGAAAAAGCUGCAACCCUUCAGCUGAGAGUGGAAAGACAAUGCUUUAGACACCCAGAGAAAAUUCCCAGCUAGAAAGAAAGAGAGGAAAAAGCUCCAAGUGUAGUUAGAAAACUCAUAUUUGUACAAAAAUCCUUUGAGUCUUAUCUGACAGUGAAUGUCUUUUUCCAGUUUUGUUUGUUCUUGAAUCUCUCAGCAACCUUUUGCCUGCGUGACUCUUGAGAUUCGUUCCCAGCAAAGGUGACUGAUGGAUCUUUUAGGAAUUCAUGCUUUCAAGUUGAUUUUCCGUGUUGGUCAUCGAAGCUGCUUCACUUUAGAUACUUUAUGGGAUGUUCAUGAAGGGAACUGGGGGGUGAGAUUUCUCGGAGUGUCUCUAAAGACAUUAUUCAUAAUUAAAACAAAUGAUGCAUGGAAA